Molecule: messenger RNA, 339 nt
Organism: Podospora pseudopauciseta
Lineage: Eukaryota; Fungi; Ascomycota; Sordariomycetes; Sordariales; Podosporaceae
Exons: 1
Coding region: 1-339 (112 amino acids)
Source: RefSeq, a predicted model, not a curated record
AUGGCUCGCAUGACACGUCCCCAUCCCCACUUCUGCGGGCCUUGCUGGGCCUCAACCAGAGCAGGAGUUGUCUGCUGCAAUGACACCUACAACCCCGGGUGCUACGACCCAUCCUGCGUACACCACCUAUCGGAACUUCUGGUCAGUAGGUACACAGCUACUGACCUUGAGGAACACUUUGAAGAAGGGUACGACUACUCUGACUACUACUACUACUACUACGAUGAGUACGACGACAUCGACUUCUCUCCCAAAGGGCGGGUUCAACGCCGGGAGAGGAGCAGGGGCGUUUACACUGACAGGUGCAAGAAAGGGGAGGAGAUUUGGCGCUGGAAGUAA